CGACACGGAGUAGAUAGCCUCAGGCUACAGAAAUUUCACCUUAUUCCAGCAUCAGAGGAAAUGAGCGUUGGAAGACUGCUGAACUUGGUCUCACAUAUGUUCGAAUGGGUAUCUGCAUGGACGGUGUUUACUACUUGGUUGGCUAUCAUCCUUGCCACAGUUCUCAAGAUUAGGAGCUUUUGUGCGAAAAGCGCGGGUCCAAAAAACAAGGUUACGGCACCCGGUCCAGGGGGAGUGCCCAUACUUGGCUACCUUCCAUUCUUACAAAGCCCGUAUCAUGUCACUUUCAAGAAACUCAGCAAGCAGUAUGGACCCAUAAUAAAGCUUCGCCUUGGCUGCAAGGACGUGCUCGUUCUGAACGAUCUCACAUCCAUCAAGGAGGGACUUUCAAACCCAGACGUGUUAUAUCGGCCCACUGAUUUUAUAUUUCGUCAUCUUGGAAUAAAAGGUAUCGCUUCAAUCAACGGAGAACAAUGGCAGGUCAAUCGGCGGUACUGUUUUCACGUGUUGAGAGACCUGGGUUUUGCGAGAAAGUCCAUGGAGAAGCAUAUCCAAGAAGAGGUGCAGAGCUUUAUGGCUGUGCUCGCAUCAGGCAAGAAAGAGCCAAUGCUGGUGGCCCAUACGCUCGCAUCCAGUGUCGCUAACAACAUCACAGCUCUGGUUUUCGGCGAACGCUACGAACUGGGCGAUCCGAAGGGGCGACACGUCGAGAGAAUGCUGAGCAAGUUGCUGCGCGAAGCUCACUUCUUUUCCCUCACGGAUUUUCUGCCGGCACUUCGCUACGUGGCAGCGCACCUGCCAACCACACAGUUGUACGCCAUGAAGUCUGUACUGCAAGAGCUGAGCCGAUUUAUCAGCACGGUCAACUUCUACAGUGCAGCUACCAACACCGUGCGAAGCGCAGUCCUGUGGAACCUGUACAUAGCGGCCAGUGACCCGGACGGUCAGCAAUCACGAAUACAGAGCGAAAUCGACGCAGCGAUUGGACGCAAGACGGCCGCCCGCCUGGGAAGACAGGCGUCGGACGCCGUUUACAAUGGCGUGCAUUCUGGAGGCACUCCGCUGGAGGACUACGGCUCCACUAGGUCUGCAGAGGGCGUUACGGCAUGGUGCGGUAGCUGGCCGGUAAUUUUUGCUCUUGUGGCAAUCACUGUCGGUGGACUUCUCAGAGUGAAGGGUCUCACUUCAAGCGCGAGACAGAAGCGCAAGCGGUUGCCGCCAGGUCCGAAAGGCGUGCCGCUGCUGGGAUACCUCCCAUUCAUAUGGAAGCCAUACCACGUAGCUUUUAAGGAGAUCUCUGAGAAGUACUGGUCCGAUCAUCAGGACGCUAUCAUCACCGUUAACCAUGACUGCCCCUGUCCCUUCGCAAGCUGCCGUACUGGCAUGCCUCGGCAACUCGACCCACCAAUAUUUCGUGGAAACAAUGAACAUGACGUAGAGGACUGGAUCGUCGAGUACGAAAUCGUAGCUUCCAACAAAUGGGACGACUGCGACGAGCUCACGAACGUGGGCUUUUACUUCGCUGAUGUGGCCAGCCUCUGGUUCAAAAGCUAUGAAGUUCGCAUUAUAUCUAUUGAUGCUUUCUGCACCAUGUAUUACAAUUUUUCUUUCUACGCAGGUAUUGCUGGAAUAAACGGUGAAGCGUGGCUUGUGAACCGUAGGUACUGCUUCCACGUAUUGAGGGACCUGGGUUUCGCCAAGAAGGCUAUGGAGGAGCACAUUCGUGAAGAACUGGAAUGCUUCGUGAAUGUGAUCAAAUCGAAGAAAGGACAACCUAUGCUAAUAGCCGAUCCACUCGCUGCCAGUGUGGCCAACAACAUCUCAGCAUUAGUAUUUGGACGCCGCUAUGAUUUGGAAGAUCCCGAAGGCCGCUUCUUCGUUGGGCUGCUCAGCACCUUCCUUCGCCAUGCAAAGCUAUUCUGGGUCAUGGACUUCCUGCCUGCGCUGCGCGUGAUUUCUUCAUACAUCCCAGGCUCGAGACUGCGCAUCAUGAAGUAUGUUGCAGGGGAGCUUACAAAGCUUGUGAGAGCCGAAGUGCAGGAACGAGACGGCAACAUGGACAACUAUGCAAACAGAGAUUUUAUUGACGGAUAUUUGAGGAAGAUUCAGGAAUGCAAAGGAACCGAUUCCCAUUACACAACAAAGCACCUGGAAGGCAACGCGAUCAACUUCUAUGGUCCUGGAACUAACCCUGUGCGGACAGUGGCCAUGUGGAGUCUGUAUAUCGCUGCCAGCGACCCAGAGGGAAUGCAGGCUCGCGUGCAGCAGGAAAUCGACUCCGUCGUAGGUCGACGGAGGACGCCAGCAUGGGAGGACAGGGUGAACAUGCCGUAUACCAAGGCAUCCAUCCUGGAAACAAUGCGCUGGAGAACGCCUACGCCACUCAGUCUACAAAGAGCAGCAGCGUCCGACACAACCAUCGGGGGCUAUCACAUACCUGCUGGAACAUUGGUGGUACCGAACAUGUGGAGUCUUAACAACAACCCGAAGGAAUGGACUAACCCGUCUCGGUUCGACCCAACACGUUUCCUCACUGCUGACAGCAAGAAGGUGGACGAGAAACCAUUGUCCUUCAUUCCUUUUAGCGUAGGGAGAAGGGCGUGCCCGGGAGAAGCGCUGUCUCUCAUAGAAGUCUUUCUGUACCUCACCACCGUGCUGCAGAAAUUCAAGGUGCUACCCGAAGAAGGAAAAACGGUCUGCCUAGACGUCAAGCAUGGUCUCCUUUCGCUGGUAGACGAGACUCAACCAUUACGAUUCAUACCACGUUGAUCGAAGAAGCCUGUAGAACAACAUUGUGAAUUAUAAACCGCCGUCACCUACUUUACAUUCAACGCGGACAUGUGUUUAGCGUCAAGUAUUCUGAGUUACCCGAGUGUUCCCUUUGUUGAUAACAAUAUAAUAGGGGCUUUUAGUUGAC
Molecule: messenger RNA, 2917 nt
Organism: Rhipicephalus microplus (southern cattle tick)
Lineage: Eukaryota; Metazoa; Arthropoda; Arachnida; Ixodida; Ixodidae
Biological process (GO): xenobiotic metabolic process
Cellular component (GO): cytoplasm; intracellular membrane-bounded organelle
Molecular function (GO): iron ion binding; oxidoreductase activity, acting on paired donors, with incorporation or reduction of molecular oxygen, reduced flavin or flavoprotein as one donor, and incorporation of one atom of oxygen; heme binding
Source: RefSeq, a predicted model, not a curated record